UUUCCAUCGGCUAUGAAAUGUACUUGUUCACAUGGGCAUGUUCAAUAAACACAAAAUAUAGGUCUUAUCGCUCUAGUAUCUCUCAUUUUUGAGAUGAAGACUUUCCUUACCAUCACCAUUUUCAUCUUCGUGUUGGUACGAUGCCACGCAUCACGAGACAGUCUAGCCAAGAACGGGUCACUCAGAGAUGAGAAUGACGACACACUUGUCUCGCCAGGAAAAAUCUUUCAAUUGGGAUUUUUCAAGAACCAAAAUGGAAAUCAAAGGUAUCUCGGGAUAUGGUAUCACAUGGACCCAAACACAAUCGUGUGGGUGGCUAACCGAGACAACCCUGUGUCAUCAACUUCCUCUGUGCUCACCAUUGAAGAUGAUGGCAAUCUUGUGGUGAAGGAUAAAUCUCAAAGUAAAAGAUACUUCACCACUCGUCUGCCAGCAUCAGCAUCAGGGUCUAGGACCCUGAAGCUGUUAGACUCUGGAAACCUGAUUCUGGUAGACGAUGAAUCAAGUUCCUGGGUCUGGUCUAGUUUCAAUUUACCAACAGACAGUUUCCUUCCGGGAAUGUACAUGGAAAAGACAAUGAAACUAACUUCAUGGAAAACUCAAAGCAGUCCCGGAACCGGAAGCUUCGUGUUCCAGAAAGAUCAAGUUUUCGGAUACAACAACUACACCAUUUUUACUGAUAAGAAGCUUCAUUGGAAAAGCGGGUUCGGGCUGGAAAGCAACAUAAACCCUACCAAAAUGCCCAUGGCGGCGCUUCACUUGCUAUCAAACUCCAGCAAAAGUUACUACUCCAGGCUGGUGAUGAACAGCACGGGUGAAAUCCAGUUGUAUUAUUGGGAUUUAAGCAUCAGAAGAUGGGUUCUAAACUGGUCUGAACCAAAGGAUUAUUGCGCCAGAUACAACGCGUGUGGACCGAAUAGCAGCUGCAACAUCAGCAGAGCGGAUUCUUUCUGCGACUGUUUGCCUGGGUUUGAAGUUGUUUCUGAUCCGGACCAAGUGUGCAAAAGGACGUCAAUUAUUUGCAGUGGCAACGACACAAGUUUUGUAAGCAUGGAGAUCAUGAAGGUUGAUGUAACGUUUCAGACGUUUUUGGAGUCCAGGAGUGAAGCAGAAUGUAAAGAAAAGUGUUUGGGUCUGGACUGCUGUCAAGCUUAUUCAUAUAAUGCUGUGGGGAACCAAGACCUGGUUCUAGCCGGUAUUCCUGGAGGUAAGCAAGGUUGCUGGAUAUGGAGCUCUGGUUCCCAGCUUGUUGAUAUACAAAUUGGUCAGGGGGUUAGUGGCCACAUAAUUUCCAUCCGGAACCCCCCUGCUGUUUCAAUACGAGGACCCAAAAACCCUCAAACUGUUGAUGCAACAGAGAAAACAUCAAAAUCAAUGCCCCCUCAAGCCAUCAUUCUUUCAGCAAUUGCGAUUCCUGUAGUUUUGUUUUUAUGUUGUCUUGGUAUCAUUUGCUACAAGAGGAGGAUCAAUAUCAAGAAAGUAAAAGGAAGUGCAGAUAGUGAAUCCGUUCAUCAAUUCAAUGAAAGCGUGAGGCAAGUCCAGGAAUUGUUGGAUCCAUUUCGCUCGGAUGAAAAUGAUUCGCCAAGCAUAGGCAUACCUUUCUUCGACUUUGAAAGAAUCUCGGCUUCCACAGAUGGCUUCUCUGAUGCAAAUAAGCUUGGAGAAGGUGGCUUUGGACCUGUUUACAAGGGUAAGUUGCCGGGAGGAGUAGAAGUUGCGGUGAAGAGGCUAUCAAUCCAUUCUGGGCAAGGUUUAGAAGAGUUCAAGAACGAGGUUACAUUGAUUGCUAAACUACAACAUCGAAAUCUUGUCAGGCUCUUGGGAUAUAGCAUGAAAGGAAAUGAAAAGAUGCUAAUAUAUGAGUAUAUGUCCAACAAAAGCUUGGAUGCCUUCAUAUUUGAUGGGACACAAAGUAUGUUGCUUGAUUGGACCAAGAGGUUUGAAAUAAUCAUGGGGAUUUGCAGAGGACUUAUUUAUCUUCAUCAAGAUUCAAGGUUAAGGAUCAUUCAUAGAGAUUUAAAGACGAGUAACGUAUUAUUAGACGAAGAUUUAAAUCCAAAAAUAUCAGACUUUGGAUUAGCGAAGAUUGUAAAUGGUAAAGAAGUGGAGUCCAAUACUAAAAGAAUCAUUGGAACCUAUGGUUACAUGGCUCCUGAGUAUGCUUUGGAGGGAUUAUUUUCAACUAAAUCAGAUGUUUAUAGUUUUGGAGUAGUGAUUCUUGAGAUUAUAAGUGGAAAAAAGAAACACUAUCAGAGUGAACAAGCCAUUAGUCUUCUAAAUUAUGCUUGGCAAUUGUGGAAAGAUGGAAGGCCAUUAGAUCUAAUGGAACAAGUUUUGUUGGAAAGCUAUGACCCGAAUGUAGUACUGAAGUGCAUCAUGGUCGGGCUUUUAUGUGUGCAAGAAGAUCCCGAUGAUCGGCCUACCAUGUCAAAUGUAGUGACGAUGCUCACGAGUGAUAUUUCUACACUUCCUGAACCAAAGCAACCUGCAUUUAUAGUAAGAAAGUUAACUACUUGCUAUGAUACUUCGUCUUCUUCAUAUCAACCACUAACACAAACCAAUGUUGAGGUCACAAUCUCCACCAUACAAGGACGAUAAGUGUGCUGUCAUUAUAUUUUUGCCAUUCUUCAUUAAACAAACAUAUAAAGUUAAAGAUGAAACUUGUGAGUGAAUAUCUUCAAUUCUGAAUAUAACUGGUACGUUGUUUAAAGGUGUAUACAUUUUUAAGGUACAUAUUCAUCAAGUCUACUUAUUAUUU
Helianthus annuus (common sunflower) is the source of this 2758-nucleotide messenger RNA. RefSeq names its product G-type lectin S-receptor-like serine/threonine-protein kinase At4g03230. The coding region runs from base 94 to 2598 and encodes 834 amino acids. Lineage: Eukaryota; Viridiplantae; Streptophyta; Magnoliopsida; Asterales; Asteraceae. Gene Ontology annotation, molecular function: ATP binding; protein serine/threonine kinase activity. The transcript has 7 exons. The record is from RefSeq and is a predicted model, not a curated record. Gene Ontology annotation, biological process: recognition of pollen; protein phosphorylation.